Messenger RNA from Neocloeon triangulifer, 3053 nucleotides. It is a transcript of the gene whd, whose product is annotated as carnitine O-palmitoyltransferase 1, liver isoform. The transcript has 16 exons. Gene Ontology annotation, molecular function: carnitine O-palmitoyltransferase activity. Gene Ontology annotation, biological process: carnitine metabolic process; fatty acid metabolic process. The record is from RefSeq and is a predicted model, not a curated record. Bases 254 to 2557 code for a protein of 767 amino acids. Gene Ontology annotation, cellular component: mitochondrion. Lineage: Eukaryota; Metazoa; Arthropoda; Insecta; Ephemeroptera; Baetidae.
CCCACCUCCAUUUAAUUUACACACACGUUCACCGAUCGCUCGCUCGCUCGCACUUCGAGGGCCAAAAUUUCAAUAAAAUCUCACCGCUGAGGUUCGGAAUUUGGCCAUUCGUCAGUGAGGGUCACGACUCGGGUCCUUGUGCGACAUGAAAUUGACCACCUGAGCGCGGAUUCGGCCAGAGCAGACGAAAACUCGACGCCCAGCGAAAGGGUCUCCGGUCUAAUUUUUGAUUGUACCAGGGCACGGCUAGAGGAUGGCAGAAGCCCACUCGGCUGUUGCCUUCUCGUUCGCGGUGACCCACGAGGGGUUGGAUGUCAACUUCGACAGAGAAGUCCUGCACUUGGUGUGGCAGUCGGGAAUUCGAUCGUGGAAGAAACGGAUCGCCAGAUUCAAGAACAAUGUCCACUGCGGAGUGUAUCCAGCCUCCCUGCAGAGUUUAUGGGCCACGGUUGGUGCCCUUGCGGCCAUGCACUUCAGCGGAAAGGUCGCUGUUCCUUAUGAUAUUGUUGAACGCCUGCUCCAAUACCUCCCAGGGAGGACAAAUGCAUGGCAAGUUGUGGCGUGCAGCGUUACAGGCCUUGGAGUUUGGCUCAGUUGCACCUACACCCUGAGAUACACCCUGAAAAUGCUCUUCAUGUACCAGGGUUGGAUGUACGAGAAUCGUGGCCCAGGCAGCAAAGUUUCGAAGGCCACCAUGUUGUGGUUGGCCGCAGUCAAGGUGCUCACCAUGGGCAGGAAGCCCAUGCUCUACAGCUACCAGGGCUCUCUGCCCAGGCUGCCUUUGCCCACAGUUAAGGAAACCAUGGACCGAUACUUGCUCUCUGUCCGUCCCCUCGUGGACGAUACGCAAUUCCAACGCAUGGAGCGUCUGGCUGAGGAGUUCCAAAAGGGCAUUGGCAAAAAGUUGCAGCGCUACUUGGUGCUUAAAUCCUGGUGGUCCAGCAACUAUGUCAGCGAUUGGUGGGAGGAGUACGUUUAUCUCAGGGGCCGCUCUGGAUUGAUGGUCAACUCAAACUUUUACGGAAUCGACGCCAUCAUGCUGCACCAGACAAAAAUUCAGGCUGCAAGAGCAGCUGUCAUCAUUCACGCUUGUCUGCUCUACCGCAGACUCAUUGAGAGACAGGAGCUGGAGCCGAUUCUGGUGCAGAAUUUGGUGCCUCUCUGCUCGUGGCAGUACGAAAGAGUGUUUAACACAACAAGACUGCCUGGAAUUGAGACUGACAGAAUUAACCAUCUGAGCGACUCAACACACAUUGCCGUCUUCAACAAAGGCCGCUACUACAGGGUACCCAUUUACUGGAAGGGCAGGAUCCUCAAACCUUGUGAAAUUGAAAUCCAAAUGCAGAAGAUCCUGGAUGACCCCAGUGAGCCAGCCAAGGGUGAAAUGCACCUAGCAGCUCUAACUGCCGGCCAGCGCAAAGACUGGGCUCUGGCUCGUCACAACUUCUUCGGCAAGGGCAUCAACCGCACCUCAUUGGAUGUAAUUGAAAAGGCAGCUUUUGUCGUCUGUCUUGAUGACAUUGAGUACAACUUUGAUCCCAAUGACCCUGACAAACUUGAUCAAUAUGGCCGAACUCUACUGCACGGCAAAGGUUACGACCGCUGGUUUGAUAAGUCUUUCACCCUUUGCAUUGGCACAAACGGAAGGGUUGGCUUCAAUUCAGAGCACUCGUGGGCCGACGCAGCAGUUAUGUCGCACCUGUGGGAAUUUGUGCUGAGCGAGGAGGUCGAAAAUAUGUGGUAUGACGAGAUCGGACACACGGUUGGAACUCCGGAGUUCGAACCUCCCGCACCAACGAGGCUGCAGUGGGAUAUGCCAGCUCCUGCCCUUAAGGAGAUCGAAGGCGCCUACAUUGCUGCGCAGGACCUGCUCAGUGACGUUGACCUCAGAAUUUACGUUCACGACCAUUACGGAAAGGGAUUCAUGAAGAAGUGCAGGGUCAGCCCUGACGCUUUCAUCCAAAUGGCCCUUCAACUUGCUUACUUCCGAGAUGCUGGAAAGUUCAGCCUGACCUAUGAAGCCUCAAUGACUCGUCUCUUCCGUGAAGGCCGCACAGAGACAGUCCGUCCAUGCACUAUUGAAAGCUCUGCCUGGGUCAAGUCGAUGAUCGAAGGCAACGCCUCAAAAGAGGAAAAUAUCAAGCUGCUACUGACAGCUUGUCAGAGGCAUCAAAAGGGCUAUCAAGACGCCAUGUGUGGCAAGGGAAUUGACAGGCACUUGUUCUGCUUGUACGUCGUUUCGAAGUACCUUGAAGUUGAUUCACCCUUCUUGAAGGAGGUGCUUUCUGAGCCUUGGAGACUAUCUACCUCGCAGACGCCGCACGGCCAAACCUCUCGGCUCGACCUGAAAAAGCACCCCAAGUGUAUCAGCGCUGGAGGAGGCUUUGGACCCGUGGCCGAUGAUGGCUAUGGAGUCUCGUACAUCAUUGCUGGAGAAGAUCUCAUCUUCUUCCACAUAUCUAGCAAGAAGAGCUCACAUGAAACUGAUUCGAGCAGAUUUGCCAAGCAGAUUGAGCGCUCGUUGGCUGAUAUCAGGGACCUGUUUGAGAAAAAAUGAAGAGACGUUUGCUGUGAACGAUGACCUGGUCAUAUUUUGGUUUUCAUCUUUUUGUAUCCCGUUUAGUCGGAGGAAAUAUUUACCAGCAGGAAAGCAAUGGAAAGUCUUUGGAUGGCAUGUCUUCAUAGACGGUUUUAAUGCAGAUUAUUUGUUUAAGCUCAUUUCUAUUAGAGUACGAAGCGUUUUGUGAGAUUUUACCUUCUGAACUUUUGACGCAGUUGUUUUUUCUUUCUAGUUGCUGUAUUGCAAAGUUUAAAGUGUAAAAAUAAUAUUAAUAAUUUACUCGCCUAACUGUAAGACCAAAAGUAAUAACUUUCUAUUAAGUUUUACGAUUUACUCUCAGUAUGUUCACUAAUCAUUAUUUUUGAGGUGUUGAUUUGAGGCAGAACUGAACAUUUGUAAAUAAUUAACGUGCGCAGUUAAGCAUUGUUAUUUCUCUUUAAAUAAAUCUUGUUGAAGGAUUUAAAAAUAAAAAUUUUGUGUUUUUUCUUCCUGG